GUCCCUGGCUGCUCUUGGUUGGAGCGGUCUUCCCGUUGUCUAGCUCGAGUCUCUCCUGCUGCAGCUUCAGCGCUGACCGAGACGGUCUGCAAGGAGGGAGCGGGCGGGGAGAGGCUGGAGUCUGGGCCACCCCCUCCUCCCACGCUGCGAGCGCCCAGACGACGGCGGGAUGACGGCUGGGAGUCCCGGAGACUGCGCCGAGGUGCGGAGGAGCCCCGAGGGCCGCGUCUCCCGCCUGGGCCGCCGCCUGGGCCGCCGCCGGCGCCCGCGCUCCCCACCGGAGCCUCUGCGGGUGCGGGCCCGGCUGCGGCUGCGCUCGCCGUCGGGGGCGUUCGCGGCGCUGGGGGCGCUAGUGGUCCUGGUGGGCAUGGGCAUCGCCGUGGCUGGCUACUGGCCGCACCGCGCGGGGGCCCCUGGGCCCCGGGCUGCCAACAGCAGCUCACACCCGGUGGGCGAGCUCCGGCGCGAGGGGCGCGGCGCCGGCCGGGCUCACGGCCCGCACGAGCGGCUGCGGCUCCUGGGGCCGGUGAUCAUGGGCGCCGGCCUGUUCGUGUUUAUCUGCGCCAACACGCUUCUGUAUGAAAACCGAGACUUGGAGACGCGACGGCUCCGUCAGGGGGUGCUGCGCGCCCAGGCCCUGCGGCCCCCCGACGGCCCAGGCUGGGACUGUGCGCUCCUACCCAGCCCCGGCCCCAGGACUCCGCGGGCCAUAGGCUGUGCAGAGCCAGACAACUGGGACCUGUCCCCGCGUCGGGGAACCUCGCCCGUCCCAUCGGUGCGGAGCCUGCGUUCAGAACCUGCUAACCCUCGCCUGGCCUUGCCUGCCCUGCUCAACAGCUACUCGCUGAAGGGCCCGGGGCUGCCCCCACCCUGGGGGCCGAGGGCCCAGCCUGGUCACGUGAUCAUCACCGUGCAGCCCUCUGGUUCCUGCAUCGAACAUUCCAAGUCUCUGGAUCUGGGCCUUGGGGAGCUCCUCCUUGGGUCCCCUGCGGCUCGAGACUGUGCGCACCGAAGCUGGCCUCGCCUGGACCGCCUCAGUCUGGGGGGCUAUGCCAAGCUGGGAGGAGGAGGGGACUUGGGUGCCCGGGUCUGAGGACGGGGAGGACAGCCUGCCGUGAGGCUGCAGCAUGGACCAUGGAAACAGGACCACAGGACCAGGAGUCUCCCUGUGGAGCAGUCGUCUGUCACAUCCCAGCUGGAGCUGGAUGCUCUGAUCACAAAGGCGUGCGGGCAGGGAAAUGCCAGUUGCACUGGGUAGGGUCAGGAGCUGGAGAGGGCUUGUUUCACCAUGGACAGUGGAGACCAGCACACCUCAGCCUCCGGAAUUUCUUCAGCCUCCAGAUGUGGCUUUAGCCCUGGACAGGUACCUGAAGGGGCUGGAGGUCCAGGCCAAGGUGACUGGGGGAGAUGCACCCGGUGUCCUGGCACGUCCACAGGGGUAGGCAAGGACCGCUAAGACCUGGAAGGUAGGCUGGGAUGUGCCAGGCCAGGCCAGGCCCCUUCUAAGGCGGCCUGGAGGUGGAGUUUGGGCCUCGGGGAAGAUGGGCAAUGAGUGGAGCUGAGACCCUCCACUGCCAUCUGGGAUGGGGACUGAGCCUUCAGCUCCCACCACCUCAAUCCCCUCCUUCCUCAGCCAUGCAGGGUCUCUCCCACAGGCCCGCACCACUGCCACUGCCUCCAGGGGGGCCCAGCCCCUCCCCACAGCCGAGGAGCCCCUCUCUCCUCUCUUAGCUGUGGUCUGUGCUGCACAAUGCCCAGCGGGGCAGAGCAUGUGCCAGUUCCCAGAAGUUCCCGCGCACGGUGCUGGAGCUGCAUCCUGUCCGAUGCCGCGCGUCAGAGAGCGGCUGGAGUUCAGGUCUCCCGGAGCAGUGUUUGCUUUCCCGGUUACCAGGAGAUGAACGGAGAAGUGGAUCAAUCCUCAGCCGGUCUUUUUUUUUUUUUUAGUUUAUUGAAAAAUGCAAUACAAGAAGCAAGACCAAAUACAUAUCUAAACACUACAACCACUUCUUUUACUACAAAAGGCCGAAACAGCAGACCUAAUUAUUGCCUAUUUACUCUAAAGAUUUUGCCAAUUUGAUUCUGCUGCCAUAGUUCCUAUUUUGUCAAGAAAUGUAAACAACUACCUGAUAUGAUUUGUAAUUUUUUAAAAAUUUACAAAGCUCCUUCAUUUUUGUCACCAAAAUAAUACAUUUGCGAGAUUUGUAAAAACAACCAGCCUGGGGCUGAGACCCUGGGCAGACGUCCCAGGGGCAUCGAGGGUGCUGGUCAGGCCGCAGCUCUGGCGCCACUUCCCGAGGUGGAGUCUCCUCCCAGCAACCCAGGGAAGCCUGGGGGAGGAGUGGGCAGAGGCACCCGGCGGGGCCCAGCAUUCGGCUUAGGAAUACAGGUCUUGCCUUUGUGGGUGGGUGGCAGCGAUCUCAUGUGGCUUGGGAGAAAUUUUUAUUUCUCGAGUGAAAAUAAAAUUGCAGCAGGAGUUGUCA
Oryctolagus cuniculus (rabbit) is the source of this 2480-nucleotide messenger RNA. The record is from RefSeq and is a predicted model, not a curated record. Lineage: Eukaryota; Metazoa; Chordata; Mammalia; Lagomorpha; Leporidae.